Messenger RNA from Dalotia coriaria, 1155 nucleotides. RefSeq names its product casein kinase II subunit alpha-like. The coding region runs from base 60 to 1103 and encodes 347 amino acids. The record is from RefSeq and is a predicted model, not a curated record. Gene Ontology annotation, molecular function: protein serine/threonine kinase activity; ATP binding. Gene Ontology annotation, cellular component: protein kinase CK2 complex; cytosol; nucleus. Gene Ontology annotation, biological process: regulation of cell cycle; peptidyl-serine phosphorylation; peptidyl-threonine phosphorylation. The transcript has a single exon. NCBI's taxonomy places the organism in Eukaryota, Metazoa, Arthropoda, Insecta, Coleoptera, Staphylinidae.
AACACAGUUUGAAAUUUUCAUAGUUGUCAUCAAUUUGGAGCUUUCGCAAGUAUUUAUAGAUGGAAGGACAAGCUGGUCCGAUCCCGACCAAAUCGCGUGUUUAUGCAGACGCCUUAAAUGAUAAGCCAGCAGAGUUCUGGAACUACGAUAGCUUCACCCCCGAAUACCAAAAUUCCGACGACUACGAAAUCGUCCAAAAAAUUGGCCGCGGCAAAUAUAGCGAAGUUUUCGAAGCAUUGCAGUUGUCAACCGCGUUGAAAGUUGUCGUUAAAAUUCUAAAACCGGUAAAAGCUCGCAAAAUCAAACGCGAAAUCAAGAUCCUGAACGAGCUACGUGGAGGCAUAAAUAUCAUCCGUCUCCUCGGGGUAGUCGGCAUUCCCCUGAACAACACCGCAUUAGUAUUCGAACAGGUAAACCAGGCGGACUUUAAACACAUCUACUUCAAUUUGUCAGAGUACGACACGCGCUUCUACGUCUACGAACUGAUCAAGGCACUCAACUUCUGCCACAGCAAAGGCAUCAUGCACCGAGAUGUCAAACCGCACAACAUCAUGGUAGACCAUGGGCAACACAAGUUGCGACUCAUCGAUUGGGGUUUGGCAGAAUUCUACAAGCCCGGCACUGAAUUCAACGUGCGCGUUGCAUCACGUUACUUCAAAGGGCCUGAACUGCUUGUCGAAUAUGGCUACUACGAUUAUUCACUAGACAUGUGGUCGCUUGGUUGCAUGUUUGCAUCGAUGAUCUUCCGCAAGGAGCCGUUUUUCAGCGGCAGCGACAACUUCGAUCAACUCUUGCGCAUUGCCAAGGUUCUAGGCACGCAAAACCUUGAAAACUACCUCAACAAGUACAGAAUCCACUUGAAUCCACAGUUUCGAAGCACGCUGGGCCACCACAGUCGUAAGAAGUGGGACCGGUUCAUUAAAACCGAGAACGAGUAUUUGAUCAACGACCAUGCGCUGGACUUCUUAGAUCGGCUGUUGCGAUACGACCACGUGGAUCGAAUAACGGCUAAGGAAGCGUUGGACCAUCCAUAUUUUGGGCCAAUUCGUAAGAAUGCCCGCGCCGCACCAACGACUGAAAGCGGAUCGUCUGAAUCACAAUAAUUAUGUUACCAUUAAUAGCUAAAUACAAAUUAAAUGCCCGCGUAGAAAAGUU